Molecule: messenger RNA, 936 nt
Organism: Andrographis paniculata
Lineage: Eukaryota; Viridiplantae; Streptophyta; Magnoliopsida; Lamiales; Acanthaceae
Exons: 1
Coding region: 65-637 (190 amino acids)
Source: RefSeq, a predicted model, not a curated record
CUUAUAUAAACGCACCCACCAAAGAAAGGGGAACCAAAAACCCUAACUCCGAACCUGCGCAUCAAUGGCGGACGUGAAAACUGUCGAUGAAGGCCAUCAACUCCCCGAGAAGCGGAAGCUCGAUCUCCCGAUCAUCACCACUGCUACGCCGGAGGAAGGCAAGGAAGGAGCCGACCUCAAAAAGAAGCAGAAAGUUGAAAUCCCCACAGAGGAAAACGGCGCCGGUCCGCACGUCAGUCAUGAAAAUCCGCCGGAGCCGGAGGAGCUCCAGAUAGUCAAUGCCGACGUGGAGGAGGAAGACGAUGAAGACUAUAAUGUGGAACAAGACGAGGAUGGGCAUGAGGAUCCAGAAAUCCUCGAUAGAGCAGCAAAGGUGAUAACGGCCUACGAUAAAGGUAAGGGAAAGAUGGUUGCAGGCUUUGAGUGCGAUGAUUCCGACGACUCGGACGACGACACGGACGGCGACUCAACUGAUAGUUCGGACAACGGCCAGUCAGAUGAAGAUGAGGGUGAGAUGGAGGACGAUCUGCUUGCUGAGAUUGAUCUGGGAAAUAUUUUGCCUUCCAGGACAAGGCGACAUCAAGUGCAUCGUGGGAUUCGGAUUGGUGGUGGUUCCAACGUGGGUAACAAUGCUUAAUUCAAGUUUUCUUGGGUUGCUUGAAAAGGUCGAGAGAUACUGUGUACCUUUGAUUCGACUGGGUUAUCAGAGACUCUGGAGUAGUGUGUACAAGAAAACCUAUCGUUGUAGUGUUGUAAGGCGGACAUGAUCUUUCUGAAUUCAUUAAUGGGGGCUUUCCUUUCUUAAGCUGCAAAUCUUGCUAGAUAUGAUCACCUAGGCAAUUUUCUUUAUCUUUCAUGUGUUUGAUGUGGCGAUUGCUCUACCUUUGUAUGCCGUCGUGAUUUUCAUUAUGGAAUUGGAAUUAGACUUUGGGAAUC